Molecule: messenger RNA, 2692 nt
Organism: Selaginella moellendorffii
Lineage: Eukaryota; Viridiplantae; Streptophyta; Lycopodiopsida; Selaginellales; Selaginellaceae
Product: dynamin-related protein 3A
Exons: 20
Coding region: 55-2529 (824 amino acids)
Cellular component (GO): membrane; microtubule; cytoplasm
Molecular function (GO): GTP binding; GTPase activity; microtubule binding
Source: RefSeq, a predicted model, not a curated record
GUCACAGUCUAGGGUUCUUCGCAAUCGCGAUUCGCGGCUCCAGGUAGGGACACAAUGUCGCAGGGAUCCACUCCCUCCAGCUCCACUCCUGGGUCGCCAUGCUCGGGAUCGCCUCCACAUCCCACCGCCCUUCCAGCAUUUCUUGGCCAGUCCGUGAUCCCGAUCAUGAACAAGCUCCAGGAUAUCUUCGCGCAGCUGGGCAGUCCCUCCACUGUGGAUCUGCCGCAGGUAUCGGUGGUGGGGAGCCAGAGCAGCGGUAAAUCCAGCGUCAUGGAAGCGCUCGUCGGGCGAGAUUUUCUUCCUCGAGGUCCCGACAUUUGUACGCGGCGGCCACUUGUUUUGCAGCUUGUUCACGUCCAAAGAAAAAUGGACGAUCGCGAGGUCUCGGAGUGGGGGGAGUUUUUGCACCUCCCUGGACGGAGAUUCACGGAUUUCUCACACAUUCGCAAGGAAAUCCAGGCCGAGACAGAACGAGAACUUGGUGACAAGAAAGGAGUGUCCGACAAGCAAAUCAGACUGAAAAUCUUUUCGCCCAAUGUUUUGAAUAUCACGCUGGUGGAUCUCCCGGGGUUGACGAGAGUUCCAGUCGGUGAUCAGCCUUCGGACAUAGAAAGUCGCAUCAGAGCAAUGAUCCUGUCGUAUAUCAAGCAUGCGACGUGUAUCAUUCUUGCUGUCUCGCCCGCAAACACUGAUCUUUCGAACUCAGACUCGCUCCAAAUGGCCAAACUCGUCGAUCCGGAUGGAUCUAGAACGAUUGGAGUCGUCACCAAGCUAGAUAUAAUGGAUCGAGGGACUGAUGCGCGGAGUAUUCUUCUUGGAACGGUGAUUCCACUUCGUCUAGGCUAUGUUGGCGUGGUCAAUCGAAGUCAAGAGGAUAUUUAUGCCAACAAACCGAUCAAGGAUGCUCUUGUUGCGGAAGAGCAUUUUUUCCGAAGUCGAGCGGUGUACCAAAGCAUUCUGGAUAGAUGUGGCAUCCCUCAACUCGCGAAAAAGCUUAAUCAAAUUUUGGUGCAACAUAUCAAGACUGUUCUUCCCGAAUUAAAGACAAGAAUCAACACGCAAAUGGUCGCAUUGUUGAAAGAGCUUACAAGCUAUGGUGAAGCAACAGAUUCGAAAUCCGGACAGGGGGCUAUGCUGCUAAAUGCUCUUACAAAAUAUUUUCAUGUUUUUUCGUCGGUUAUUGAUGGUAAAAAUCAGGAAAUGUCGACCUCUGAACUCUCCGGUGGUGCUCGCAUACACUACAUUUUUCAAUCCAUUUUUGUUAAAAGUCUAGAGGAAGUUGAUCCUUGUGAUGAUCUCACCGAUGAAGACAUUCGCACUGCUAUUCAAAAUGCCACGGGUCCAAAAAUGAUUCUCUUUGUCCCAGAAGUUCCUUUCGAAGUUCUUGUAAGAAGGCAGAUUGAGCGAUUGUUAGAUCCUAGUCUGCAGUGUGCUCGUUUUAUAUAUGACGAACUUGUGAAGAUGUCACACAGAUGUGAGACAAAUGAAUUGCAAAGGUUUCCUGUGUUGCGACGGCGAAUAGAAGAGGCUGUAUCUACAUGUUUGCGUGAGGGGCUUACUCCAACUGAGACAAUGAUAUCUCACCUUGUUGACAUGGAGAUGGAUUAUAUUAACACCUCACAUCCACGUUUUAUUGGUGGUAGCAAGGCAGUAGAGACUGCCCUACAACAGCAACGUGGUUCUAAGGAUGCGUUGGAGUGGAAGGAGUCUGGUGCAGAUCGGCUUCCUAAGAGUGCGCGUCCGACCACAGGGCAACAUGACAAGCCUGCGGUUCCUUCAGUCUCAUCCAAAGGUACGGAAAGCUCGUCUACGUGGGGUAUAUCUUCUAUAUUCGGACAUCAUGAGAAAGCACAGAGCAAAGACCCAGUAAUCGUGAAAGCGUUUCCCGAGCCAUUACAAGACCUUGAAACAAAAUAUUCCACCAUCAUUCUCAAAGAGCCGCCAGGUACUUUGAGAGCCACUGACGCUCAAACAGAGCAGGAAAGAGUCGAGGUUGCAGUGACGCGAUUGUUGCUCAAGUCCUACUACGAAAUUGUGAGGAAAAAUAUCCAAGAUGCGGUACCCAAGGCAAUCAUGCAUUUCCUGGUUGGCCAUGUCAAGCGUGAACUCCUCAAUCUUCUGAUUAAGAAACUGUACAGGGAGGCUUUGUUCGAAGAAAUGCUCCAAGAACGAGACGACAUUGCAAGCCGGCGGAAGCAUUGCAGGGAAGUGUUGCGGGUGCUGCAGCAAGCGGUAGUGACACUGGAAGAGCUUCCAGCCGACGCGGACGCGCAUUCCAGGCCCGGGCAGGCUCUGUUUCAAGACUCCACUGGCCUUCCAAAGCCUCAGGGAGUGUCGACAUAUCUAGUUCACGAAGGUGGCAGCGCAGCAUCGCCAAGUUACUCACACCAGUCGCCGAGGCAUGUCAAGGCUAAACAACGAUCCUCUCUCUACUCGGAGCAGCACCUCCAGCAGCAGCAGGCUUCGUAUAGCAACGGGAGCUCCAUGGCUGGAUACUACGUUCCAACCCUCAAGAGCGUCCCCAGCUAAUGUCAAGCUUGCGUUUCUUUUAUUUGCGAGCUCGUCUAAUGGCGUGGCUCUCUCGAAAAGCUUAAACAACGAAGCGCUAAUUUUGUGACAAUCAAGCAGCUUAUUGAUGAUCGUUCCCUACCAGAAUUAUAGCAACAAAGUCACCGGCACUUGGAAUUAUGCA